Rhodofomes roseus is the source of this 1106-nucleotide messenger RNA. RefSeq lists its product as uncharacterized. The record is from RefSeq and is a predicted model, not a curated record. The transcript has 3 exons. Bases 158 to 832 code for a protein of 224 amino acids. NCBI's taxonomy places the organism in Eukaryota, Fungi, Basidiomycota, Agaricomycetes, Polyporales, Fomitopsidaceae.
CAAACGCUCUAGCUCGCGUUGCCCGAAUGAUAUCAAAUUCGACUUCAGCUUCUUGAUCGCUUGACAUAGAGGACGACGAUUCUUGAAACUUAGGUAUCAUUAAUGUUGCGUUAAUGUCCGGUCGAAGUGCACCUAAAGCCUUUAUCCAACAUCUGUCAUGCUUGCCGCCGCCGGACGGUGGCCCGUCAAGCGCUGUCAAGCCUGCCUCAUGAGCAGUGCACUGCAUGAAUCGAAUGUGGCGGCCGAAUGGAUCGAGCCGAUCUCGACUCAGAUCUUGCGCCCGGCGCUCCCUGAUCAGAGAGGCUUCUCGAGCGUCUAUCAUUAUGGCGUACAGGCCCCAGGGGCGGGCGCACGUUCGUGGAUGGGUCGACACACUAGGUUCAAUCGUUCAAACGUUUCAAACAGCCAAGGCACGGCUGCAGUCUUCCUCUCGCAAUCUCCACGGUGCGAGACCGCAUCGGUGCUCCGAUGUUGCUCGUGUUGCCGUGUGAGGUGUACUCAGGCUCUCAGCCUGAGUACGCCGACCCUCAGAAGAAACGACUCGGACGCGGGUCGCUAUCGCGGUGGGAAGGUUGUCGGCGCGCGCAGCCAGUGUCGAGUCUUCCGACGUUCUGGUCUGGCGCUGUCCGAUGCGAUCGUGUGCCAGUGCCUGCUGAAAUGUGUGCGAGUCUGGGCAGCCCGCCAUCCAGCGUUGAACUCUGAUGAGCGGCUCAACGCUCUCUUAUUUCUUCCUGCCCCUCUCUCAGUCCGUCGACAUCACUACCGGUGCAGAAUCAUCUCCAGCUCGGGCAGGGGACCGUGGCAAGACCUCCGGCUUGACACCCAGUGUUGAAUGGCCGGAACCGGUGCGAGCGCCCCCGAAUGCACGCCAAUCAUACUAUUGGAGGUAUAAAGCAGUACGGGACACGUUCCGCCGUACCUGCGCCGCCCUUCUGAGCCUUCCGCGUCCGGUGCACUUGACUCCACUCGUCAGUUGGGCACCAGGGCCCGCGCCCUUGUCCAUAUGGCGACAUCACCCAAGGUUACGGUCUUCCAUAGGCGGUCCGACUACGAUGUACACAGCUAUGUCGUAGGUGGACCCGGAGAUAACGCGGUGCACCGUCUGA